AUGGCGAACACAACUGUCAAAGGUGCCACUUCAGUGCACGGUACAAACCCGCAGCACCUUAUCGAGACCGUCAUCCGCAGCCGUAUCUACGAGUCGCUUUACUGGAAAGAACACUGUUUCGCCUUGACCGCGGAGACUCUUAUUGAUAAAGCGAUUGAGCUGAACUGUAUUGGCGGAAUGUAUGGCAACCAGCGACCGACGCAUUUUAUGUGUUUGUUGCUGAAGUUGCUUCAAAUCCAGCCGGAGAAGGAGAUCCUUAUCGAGUACCUAUUAGUGGAGGAGUUCAAGUACCUGCGAGCACUGGCAGCGCUCUACAUACGUCUGGUUUUCCGCCCCGCAGAAGUCUACGAGCUCCUCGAGCCCCUGCUCAAAGAUUACCGAAAAAUACGCCUGCGAAACAUGUCCGGCUACGUCCUUACCUACAUGGACGAAUAUAUCGACGAGCUGCUGCGAGAAGAACGCGUGUGCGAUAUCAUCCUUCCCCGGAUGACGAAGCGUGAUAUCCUGGAGGAGGUCGAGGGGCUCGCGCCAAGACAGAGUCUGUUGCUGGAUGCGAUG
This is a messenger RNA of Dacryopinax primogenitus, 558 nucleotides long. Its product is annotated as PRP38-domain-containing protein. Gene Ontology annotation, cellular component: precatalytic spliceosome. The annotation marks the transcript as partial. The record is from RefSeq and is a predicted model, not a curated record. The transcript has 4 exons. Lineage: Eukaryota; Fungi; Basidiomycota; Dacrymycetes; Dacrymycetales; Dacrymycetaceae.